Uranotaenia lowii is the source of this 1195-nucleotide messenger RNA. RefSeq names its product fasciclin-3-like. The record is from RefSeq and is a predicted model, not a curated record. The transcript has 5 exons. Gene Ontology annotation, molecular function: cell adhesion molecule binding. The coding region runs from base 115 to 1194 and encodes 359 amino acids. Gene Ontology annotation, biological process: cell-cell adhesion. Gene Ontology annotation, cellular component: cell-cell junction. Lineage: Eukaryota; Metazoa; Arthropoda; Insecta; Diptera; Culicidae.
CGAUCGUCGAGUCGAGCAGAAGUCCCAAACCCCAGCCAUCGGGUCGUGAAUUUUCGUUGUGAAAGUCUCCAAAAUUAACACAAAAUAAGAUCAGUGAAUUAAUUUGCCAACAGAAUGUGGAGCUCAACGUUAAGCUUUGUGGCCCUGAUGGCCCUAAUGGCGAAUACGCGUGCCUUAGAACUGCUAACGGAACCGAAAACAGCUUUCGUGGUGGAAAAUGAUAAUAAUGUUAAUUUGCUGUGCAAAACUCCUGGAGGGCAGCCGAUAGAUUUUUGCGUGGUGAGCAUCCCCGGAGUUAAGGCGCCAUUUGCGGCAAGUGAUCGACUGCCAAGUCCAGUCGAUGGAAUCACGUUCUUUGGUGACGGUUGGGAAAAGGGAUCCUGUGGAGUUACUUUGGCCACGGUUAAGAAAGAAAAUGAAGGAUCCUUCGAGUGUUCGGUGUCGAUUAAAGGGGAGCUGGUUAAGGGCAAAAUUGAUAUCAGUUUCCAGCCAGUUCCUCCGGAGCCCCCAGUCAUCGAAGUGUCUAGCAACGUGGAUGACAGUAAUGGCGAAUUCGAUUUCGGAAAGCCGCUGACUGCUAGGUGUAUUUCACGCAAUGGUUGGCCAGCAGCAAAAUUGUCCUGGUAUCUGGAGAGCAGCCCAAUCACAAACGAAAUCGGUGCUCCAUUCUACGAAACUGCCAAUCGAAGGACAACGGUUCAGCAAUUUUUCCGGAAACCUGUUACAGUGGAGGAUAAUCGAAAGCGAUUGAUCUGCCGAGCUGAACACGUGGCCUAUCCAGGUGGUUACAUGGAAACCGCGCUGCCGAUCAAACUCAGGAAAAAUAACAACAAUGUCCUGUCUAAGAGUGAUGACUCUAAGGAUAGUCCUAUUCAGCCCUUGAACCCACAACUGCUUGUUUCCAGUGAUAUUAAAACGCAAAAUGGCGCAUUCAAAGUUGGAUCGGAUAUGGUGGUAGAAUGUGUGUCUGAAUACGGACGUCCAGCUGCCAGUUUCCUGUGGUUUUUGGAUGAUACACUGAUCUACGAGGGUCUAUCGGCGCCAUUCCUAACGAAAAUUCCCCCGGGAGCGAUCAGCGUUCAGCAGGUUCUCAAACGGAAGGUACAGGCCAGUGACAACGGAAAGACUUUGAUCUGCAAGGCCCGACAUCCCACCGGAACUACCGAAACGAGGAUGAAGAUUUCAACCUUUUAAA